AGGUGAUAGAGGGAAAUGUUCAAAUGUGGAUUUCUUUGAAACGGGUUUACAAUAGAAGCUUCACUUUCGCUUUCACUAAGAGCACGUGACUCACCCAUUCAUAUGAAUCCAAAGCGGGAUGAGUUUCUUUAUUGGACGAGCAGCUGACUUUACAGCAGUUUCUUCUUGGGUUUGUGUGUGAAGUAGAGAGAUGUCGUGCAGGGUGAUGUCAGCUCCAGUGUGUUUGAUCGACACUGAUGUAAAGGGGAUGUUGUGUGUGAAUGAAGAGGCUAAAGUCAUUCUGGACGGCAUCGCGGAGCCGGUUGUUGUCGUGUCUGUGGUGGGACUUUACCGGACGGGGAAAUCUUACCUCAUGAACCGCCUGGCAGGACAUCAGUCAGGCUUUGCUCUCGGUAACACUAUCGAGUCGAAGACCAAAGGCAUCUGGAUGUGGUGUGUCCCUCAUCCCUCUAAAGCAGGACACACUCUGGUACUGCUGGACACUGAAGGACUUGGAGAUGUGGACAAGGGGGAUGAGAAACAUGACACUUGGAUCUUCUGUCUGGCUCUUCUGCUCAGCAGCACCCUCGUGUACAACAGCUUGGGAGUCAUAGAUAAUAUGGCACUGGAAAGACUACAAUACAUGACAGAACUGAGAGAGCACAUCCGUAUAAAGGCGAAACAAGACAACAUGGAUGAAAGUGAGAAAUACUUGAAUGUUUUUCCAACCUUUGUCUGGACCGUUCGUGACUUCUGUCUAGAGCUAGAAAAAGACGAUAAACCAAUCACAGCUGACCAAUAUCUGGAGGGAGCUCUGGAACCUAAACCAGGUGACUCAGAUAGGAUUGAGCAGUGUAAUCUGCGACGCCGCUGUCUGCAGAAUUUCUUUGUGACGAGAAAGUGUUUCGUCUUUCCUCGACCUGCCACACCAAAGGACAUGAAAAGAAUGGAGAAGCUGACGGAGGCUGAGCUCGAUCCAGAGUUCCUGGAACAGGCAAACGUUUUCUGUCAAUACAUCUACAGCAGUGCACCGUCCAAAACUAUGGGGGCAGGUUGCACAGUCACAGGAACCGUUUUGGGUAAUCUGGCUGAAAUGUACGUGGAGUCAAUACGCAGUGGAAGUGUACCGUGUCUGGAAAACGCAGUGAUUUCCCUGGCUAAGAUCCAUAAUAAACAAGCAGUGGAUGAAGCUCUUCAGCUCUACGGGUCUGAGAUGCUCAAAUCAAUCCAGUUUCCAGUUGAUCCAAAACAGCUGACUAAUAUUCAUGAAAGUGUGAAGAAGAAAGCUAUUGAAGUCUUCAUGCGUCAGUCCUUCAAUGACACGGAUCAAACUUACCAACAACAGCUUGCGAUGAAUAUUCAAACACAAUAUGAGCGUUUGUGUGAACAGAAUAAGGAAGAAUCUAAGAACCUCUGUCAGUCUGUUCUGCAAUGUGUGUUUGAGCCACUGGAAAACAGCUUGCGUAAUAAAGACUUCAUGAAACCUGGAGGACACAGACGGUACAGAGACACACUUACGCAGCUAUCCAGAGAUUAUAGAUCAAAAAUACAGACACAAAUAAUGAGCGAGGAGGUAUUAGGAAAGUAUUUGGAAGAGAAAGAAGAGACUGGAAGAAUGAUUCAAGCGACAGAUGACUGUCUGACUGCAGCAGAACAUCAGAAAGAAUUGGAAAGACAAAGGCGACUUAUUUUAGAACGUGAGCAAAGAGAACGAGAGGCAGAGAACCGGCGACAGAAACAGAUACUAGAAGAACAACAACGAGCCCAUGAGGAGCACAUGAGACAACUCAUGGAGAAGCAAAGACUUGAAGAAGAGAGAAUAAGACAAGAAAAUGAACGCUUGCAGGAGGCCAGACUAAGGGAACAGGAGCGUUUGCUUCAGGAAAGGCAUCAACAGCAGGCUGCAGAGCUGCAGAUGAUGAUCAAUAGAAUGCAUGCAAGCCAUUCAAGUAGUAGUGGCGAUUGCUGCAUCCUCUGAUCAUACACUUGACACCCCUGCAUUGUUUUUGAAUAGUUACAUAUAUUUUAGGUCAAAUAUGAGGAGCUGAAACAUGCAUCUAGACUUGAGCCGUGUCUGGGAAACCACUCCUAUUAUAUACUGUAGUAUCACCUGACCGGUGUCUAAGACUGAUGAAUGCAUAUCUACUUAUAUUGUUUUCAUGCUCUGUAGGUUUAUUUGGUGAUAUGAUCUACCCAUUACUUUCCUUUAUAAGAUCACUUACUUAUUGAAAUCUAAUAAUAUUAUGUGGAAAAGCUGUAAACGUUGCACUGAUAUUUCUGAAUUAUUUGAUGCAUAACCAAUGAUGGUUAUUUAUAAAAUAAAAUGCUGGGCCACCAAAAAAAAGUAAUUUUGAGAUUUUUGUUCUGAAAUAUUUUUAAGGACCCCACUGACCGCUGAAUGUCUAUAUGAUGACCUUUAACUCAAUUCUUAUUAUUGCCUGCCACUACAUUACAAACCAUAGAGGCAAUAUCUUAUUAAAGGGAUAUAUCACAUUAAAGGGGCCAUGGGACAAGACUUUUUUAACAUGUCAAAUAAAUCUUUGGUGUCCCCUGAGCACAUAUGUGAAGUUUUAGUUCAAAAUACCGUAUAAAUAAUUUAUUAUAGCAUGUUAAAAUUGCCACUUUGCAGGUGUGUGCAAAAUUGUGCCGUUUUGGGUGUGUCCUUUAAAAUGCAAAUGAGCUG
Misgurnus anguillicaudatus (oriental weatherfish) is the source of this 2662-nucleotide messenger RNA. Lineage: Eukaryota; Metazoa; Chordata; Actinopteri; Cypriniformes; Cobitidae. The record is from RefSeq and is a predicted model, not a curated record.